This is a messenger RNA of Pygocentrus nattereri (red-bellied piranha), 2165 nucleotides long. It is a transcript of the gene slc7a7, whose product is annotated as solute carrier family 7 member 7. The record is from RefSeq and is a predicted model, not a curated record. The coding region runs from base 468 to 1973 and encodes 501 amino acids. The transcript has 11 exons. Gene Ontology annotation, cellular component: membrane. NCBI's taxonomy places the organism in Eukaryota, Metazoa, Chordata, Actinopteri, Characiformes, Serrasalmidae. Gene Ontology annotation, molecular function: basic amino acid transmembrane transporter activity; L-amino acid transmembrane transporter activity. Gene Ontology annotation, biological process: amino acid transmembrane transport.
UGCAAAAGUACAGGAGCGUUUAACGAAGACAGUAAUCAAACCUGACUCGCCGUUUCCAGCCUUGCUUCAUGUUAAAAUGACAGCUACAUCUGUGUUCAUUCUCCGCAGCAGAUGUGAAUGACCUGCAGAAGCCUGAAAACAAGGAGCGCCAAACCACUGGAGUGGAAGCAGAAACCCGAGUAUUCCCGUUGGUCACCUUAGAAAGCUGCUUUCUAAGAGAGCUUAUCAGUGCUGAAUGGACCUUGAUCUCCCACUCUGGUGCCUAAGACCUGUAGAAACUACAGUUCUCUCUCUUUUUAUCAACACGUGCAGGCCUUACCUCUUCUCCUCCUGCUUGAUGCUCCCUUAAGACUUCUGACUCAGACAUAAGCAGGCCUUCCAAAUAAAUUUUGACUUUUUGAAAGUGACUGUCAGCUGAUUCAGUCAGCGUUCCUGUUAAACCACCGGCCCUCCAAUUUUGUGCAAAAAUGGCUAGCUACAGCCCUGCCCCUAUGCAAGAGUCUUCUACAGAGGUCUCCAACGGCAAACUGAAGUCGUCUGGUUCUGAGGAGUCAAUAAAAUUAAAGAAAGAGAUUUCCUUGCUCAAUGGCGUCUGCCUCAUUGUGGGGAACAUGAUUGGCUCGGGCAUCUUUGUCUCUCCUAAAGGCGUGCUGAUGUACAGCAGCUCCUAUGGCCUGUCUUUGGUAGUGUGGACCAUUGGUGGAAUAUUCUCAGUGUUUGGGGCACUUUGCUAUGCCGAGCUGGGAACCACUAUCACAAAGUCCGGUGCCAGUUAUGCCUACAUCCUGGAGGCCUUCGGAGGGUUCCUGGCCUUCAUCCGUCUGUGGACAUCACUUCUCAUCAUCGAGCCCACCAGUCAGGCUGUGAUAGCUAUCACCUUUUCUAACUACAUGGUGCAGCCCAUCUUCCCUACCUGUGUCGCACCCUAUGUGGCCAACCGCCUGCUGGCUGCAGCCUGCAUAUGUUUGCUCACCUUUGUAAACUGUGCCUAUGUGAAGUGGGGGACUCGUGUACAGGACUUCUUUACCUAUGCCAAAGUCAUCGCUCUCAUUGCCGUUAUCAUCACUGGCCUGGUCAAGAUAUUCCAGGGUUACACCCAGAACUUUGAGGAGUUGUUUCAUGGUUCGUCCCAUGACCCUGGCGAUGUGGCCCUGGCUCUGUAUUCAGCUCUGUUCUCCUACUCUGGCUGGGACACCCUCAACUUUGUAACUGAGGAGAUCAAAAACCCUGAGAGGAACCUGCCGCUGUCCAUUGCCAUCUCCAUGCCCAUUGUCACAGUGAUCUAUAUCUUGACCAAUGUGGCCUACUAUACUAUUCUGCCUAUUCCUGCUAUCCUGGACAGUGAUGCUGUGGCUGUGACUUUUGCAGACAGAGUUUUUGGUGUGUUUAACUGGACCAUCCCGCUGGCUGUCGCCCUCUCCUGCUUUGGGGGACUAAAUGCAUCUAUCUUGGCUGCUUCAAGGCUGUUCUUCGUUGGCUCCAGAGAGGGCCAUCUACCUGAGUACCUGUCCAUGAUUCACGUUAGCCGCUUCACCCCUAUCCCCGCCCUGCUCUUCAAUGGUGCCAUGGCUCUGGUGUAUCUAUGUGUGGAGGACAUCUUUAAGCUGAUCAACUACUACAGCUUCAGCUACUGGUUCUUUGUGGGUCUUUCCAUUCUGGGUCAGCUGUACCUGCGUUGGAAACAGCCAGAUAGACCACGCCCACUGAAGCUCAGUAUUGUCUUCCCGAUUACCUUCUGCUUUUGCACCAUCUUCCUUGUGGUGGUCCCGCUUUAUAGUGACACCAUCAACUCCUUGAUUGGCAUUGGAAUCGCCCUCUCUGGUGUACCUGUCUACUUCCUCUGCUGCUACACCCCAGCCAUGCGCAGGCCACUGUGGCUGCGCAAGUUUAUUGCAUCAUCCGGUACGCUGAUUCAGAAGGUUUGCUACUGUGUGCUGACAGAGAUGGAUACAGAUGAAGGGAAAAUGGAGUAACAGUGAUGACAAGAAAUGUCCACACAGUAUGCAGAAUCCUUCAUGACUCAGUCAUGAUCACCAGUGGGGUAAUUUGACUGAUGUAACAAGCUUUGUGGGUACUGAUUUAUACAGCUGCCUGAAUGACAUUUCUCAAUAACAUACACAUUCCUUCAGGACUAAAAAAAAAAAAAAACAAUUUAAUUUCCUGCU